Messenger RNA from Plasmodium vivax (malaria parasite P. vivax), 5556 nucleotides. RefSeq lists its product as hypothetical. The record is from RefSeq and is a predicted model, not a curated record. The transcript has a single exon. Bases 1 to 5556 code for a protein of 1851 amino acids. Lineage: Eukaryota; Apicomplexa; Aconoidasida; Haemosporida; Plasmodiidae.
AUGCAGGAUAACAGGGAGGAACCCAACAUGAGUGAGCCCCCCAGGGGAGAUGCCCCCUCGAGGAUAAACAACGAUAGGAAGAAGAAAAAAAAAGAAAUAGAAAAAUGCACAAACAAAAUUACCAACUUUUUCAAAGUCGUAAAAAAUGGCCAAGUGCCAAAGACCCUCCAGACACAGAACCCCCCCAUCAGUGAGAGCAACCAACAAGCCGACGAACGCACAUCUGGCAUAGGUACCAUCAUAAAUAUAAAUUCUCUAGUGAGGAGCUCCCAAGUGAAGGAAAAUGUGCACCGCACAGGUGACCAGCAUGCGGUACUCACUGAUGUAGAUGCAGGAGGAGAGAGGACAAAUAAAAUGGAAGAUCCCCCAAAAAAGGAAAACCCAUUUUAUUCCUCCUCAAGCUUAGAACACGAAGUGACAAACAGGAUGAACCGCAUCAGCGUGAACCCGUCUGCUCAGAUGUGUGGCAUCACCAAUGUGAAGUCGAUUCUGUGGAGGGACGUCAGUAGGGUGCCGACCGUUGGAGCGACGUUGAGGGGGAAGCAGGGGGGGGGCGUGCAAACUGGUGAGGAGGAGAAGCAGUGUGGUGAGGAGAGGCUGUGUGGUGAGGAGAAGCUGUGUGGUGAGGAGAGGCUGUGUGGUGAGGAGAAGCUGUGCGGUGAAGAGAAUCUGUGUGGAGGACCCCCCCAUGGGGAACCCCAAGACGGGGGGAACAAAAACAAGAGGGGACUCAAAAGAAAAAAAAAUGACUCAGAUGGAGAGAGUAGCUCACCGGAUAUGAGCGUAACGGAGGAGGACUGUACGGAUGACUUUCCUGGGGAGGAUCAGUCGAAGGGACCCCGCGUAGGCCUUUCUUCUAGACCACCCACAGAAGGGAAUGCCAUGGAGAAUGCUCACUUAGAACCCAAUAGGAGAGACGGCAAAGAGGGAAAUGUGGGCUCCUCCUCCCCUAAAGAAUGCACAAAGGUAGUGAAGGCGAGGAAAAUCUCCCUCGUCAAUUUUUUCGGCAAUGAUAUUCAAAUAACUGUGAAUGUGAAUGAGGAUAGUGCGUCCGGGGGUAGGUUCAGCAGUGAGGAUAGCGACGGGAGCGGGUCUAGCCUGGGCUGCACCGGGAGGUCCAAGCCGAGGGGAAGCGGUGCGGGAGGCGGUGUGAAAGGGGGGGCGAAAGGUGGAGCGAAAAGAGGUGCGAUAAGUAUAGCUGAUGGAGAUACACCCGAAGGAGAAACUAGUGGAGGUACACCUAAACGCGGCGCCGGUGGAGUCACACCUAAACGCGGCGCCGGUGGAGUCACACCCAAACGCGGCGCCGGUGGAGUCACACCCAAACGCGGCGCCGGCGGAGACGAAGCGGACAGCCUCAGAAAGCCAAACCCGUCGUACAAGAGAAACUCCAUUUCGGACGGAGAAAGAUACAGCAAAAAUAGCGGUGCAGUCUACGCGAGGAGGAAAAAAAGGGAAAGGAAUAACCCAGAUGGGGGUGACGGAGGGGAAGAAGGGGGGCAAGCCAGUGAUGAGUGGUCCCAAAACGAACAGGCCAACAGCCCCGUAACCCCAGGAAGGAAAUACUACGUAAAGGACACCAAACGGGUGUUAAAAUCGGAUAAUGAAUUCGAAUUGGAGAGAGCCAAAACGAAGAGGGUUCGGAUUGGGAGAGUCAGUUGCGUGGGGGUGGGUGCGCGCACGGGGAUUGACGAAGACGCCCAAGGGGGUGCAGCCGCGGGGGGAGGGCGCAACAACUUUUCCAACAGGGCUGGCAGGAAGACGUGCCUGAAUGUGGGCUUUGUUAGCGGGUUCUGCGGAAAGGGGAGGAAAAGCUGCGCGGGUGGCGCGGGUGGCGGUGAUGGGGGUGAUGGGGGUGAUGGGGGUGAUGGGGGUGGCGGCCACGCGGUUGUCAGUGAUGACGAUGACGAUGAUGGCCCCUCUGGCGAACCCGAGUUCCCCCCCGCGGCGCACCCAGGUGACACGUGGGCGAAGCACGAACAGAAGGAACAAAAGAGGAAGAGGAAAGACGGCGCGCUUGGCAACCACUUCGAAACGAAUCUAUACCAACUGAAAAAUAACGUACAGGAAAAAUUAACCUCCAUUAAAAAUAGCUUCAGGCUAAAUGAUAAUGUGAGCGAUAUCCUAAAUGAGAAGAGGAGGAUCAAAAUUCUUCGCGUUUUAAAUAAAUACUACUUUGAUAGGGAGUACAACGACUACGUGGGGGGUCAGCAGGGGAGGGAAGGUUCACCGAGGGGCGUCACGCAGAGGGGUGUCACGAAGAGCGGUGCCACGCAGAGGGGCGUCACGCAGAGGGGUGUCACGAAGAGCGGUGCCACGCAGAGGGGCGUCACGCAGAGGGGUGUCACGAAGAGCGGUGCCACGCAGAGGGGCGCCACUGCGAAGUGCCCCUUCGCAAAUUGCUCCCUCCUGAGGGACCACUCGAGCAAGCCCUUCACCUUCUUCAUCGCGGGCAAGUUCACCCUCUUUAGCAACUUCGCCCUGACGAAGAAGCUGAAGGAUGCAGGGUACGGGAUCACGAGCAACUUGCGGAGGAGCAACUCGUUAGUCAUUGGACACGAUUUGAGUGAAGACUUUGUAAAAAAAAUGGCAAACUUUAAUGGGCGCAUCUUUGGUGAAGAGGCUAUUCUGCACCACCUAAAUGUAGAGGUAAAAAAGCGCAUUGAUCUUUUUGCACCGAUAAAUAAAAAUAACGCAAAACGGUACAAGUUCCUAAUUAACCAGACUAAUGUAGAUAAUGCACCCAUAGAAUCGAUUGCGAGAAGGGUUCUUCAGUUUUGCAGAGCCAUACGGAAGAACCUGUCUGAGAGUUUAGAGGCCUCUCAUGCUGGGUAUAAGACUGUGCUGCUUUCCAAUUUGACGAAACGGUUAAAUGACUUUUUUUUGUUUUUGCACUUGUCUAGGGGGAAGUUUCACUCCGAUAUAAACUCCCUCCUGUAUUGGUACAGUAGGAAGCACCACGAGUUGGUUCUGCAGUUGCGAAGUGGUGAGGAGGCGUCCCGCCUAGUGCACCCUCCCUGCAAAGAGGAGGCGGCGUCCCGUUUAGUGCACCCUCCCUGCAAAGAGGAGGCGGCGUCCCGUUUAGUGCACCCGCCCUGCAAAGAGGAGGAAGCGUCCAGUUUGGUGCACCCACCCCACAGUGAUGAAGAAUCGUCCAGCUUGGUGCACCCUCCCCGCAGUGAUGAAGAAACUUCCCAGUCGGUUCCCCCGCCCCACAGUGAUGAGGAAUCGUCCAGCAUAGUGCACCCACCCCACAGUGAUGAAGAAUCGUCCAGCUUGGUGCACCCGCUGCGCAACGACGAGGAGAGCUCCGAGUUAGUGCUCUUCGUGCGCAACCUCUGCGACGUUUUCUCCGCGUGCUACAUCAGUGACGACUUGCUGACGUGCGGCCCCAGGGGAGAGUGCGUUUCGGACGGGGGAACCAGGUCCCAGGAGAACCUGCCGGACAGCCAAGCCAGCUCCCCCCACCAGAUGAUGUAUCAGGGUGGAAGCAGCCAGUCAGAGGGAGACACCCCGGAAGGGAGGAAAGGGGGCACGUCCCCUGAGGAGAAAAUACGCCCCCCAGGGGGGGACCACGAUGGGGAUGGGGAUGGGGAUGGCGAUGCCUAUGGGGAUGGAGAUGCCUAUGACGAUUACGAUGAGUCCUCCCUGGAGUACCUGUCCCCGGAGGACUACUUCUCCCAGACGGACGAGUCAGGCGAAGCGUCCAACGAGGAAAGGGACCCCAACAAUGACAGCGCGAAUUCGUUCGAGAGGACCAUCGCGCACAACAUGAAGAAGAGUGAGAAGCUAAAAAAUGUGAGCAACUUGUGGAGAGUCUUUUUUCGACCCAAUAGUCUCUACGAAAUUGCGGGGCAUAGAAAUGAAGUCCUAAAGUUGUACAGAAUUUUGAAGAGGCUCUUUCCGGAAGGGGGUGUAGAGGUACCCUCCACGAGUGGAAGGUCAUCCCCUAAGGGAGGUGGUCAGGGAGGAGGGCAAGCAGGUCUCCAGGCAGGUCGCCAGGCUGAUCGCCAGGCUGGUCACCAACCAGAUGACCCAUCAGAAACGCACCACGAACGGAGCAACAUCCUCUUCUUAGUGUACCCCCCCAACUGUGGAGUGAAAAGAUUGGUAGAACUCAUCUGCUACGCAUGUGAUUUAUGCCCCAUUUAUGAAAAUAAAGUGCAGAAGUAUAAAAAUAUAAAUUACUUUUUUAAAUACACACAUGGGUUGAAACCUAUUUCUAUAUAUAACGCUAAUAAGCUAGACAAGAAUUCCCUAAGCGAAUUGAAUGCUCGCAACGAUGUGAGCAUCUGUAUGUAUGAAGAUAGGAACUACAUAAUGAAUAACUUAUGCAAUGUGUCCUUCCCCCUCUUGGAUAACAUAAGUCAUGUGCUCAUCAAGUUUGGCUUUCCUUCCAGAGAGGCCUUAUUCUACAGAUGCUUUUCUGUUUGUUCCUGCGUUAUUAAAAAUUUAAGUAAAAAACUUUUUAGCAUAUUUUUUGAGACAUGCAGGCUGAAGGACUUUUCCUACUCGAUUGAGAGUGUCUACAGCAAGAUGCACCUCGUGGCUUCCUAUGUGAAUUAUGUGCAGCGGGGGGGGCAUGCAAUUUCGUCUACUGGGCAGGACAGAGGGGCGAACGCGGCGGGCGAAACCGCCUUUAGCUUCCCCAAUGAUGUGUUGCGGGAGUACAUAGCCAACCACCUCAUGAACCGCUUCUUCAUGAGCAACUACGACGAGGUGGACCGCGCGCUGCGCGGGGUAAGCGGGUUAAGCGGCGGCGUAAGCGGCGGGUUAACCGACGAGUUAACCGAUGAGUGCACCGCUCCCUUCGAGAGCCCCUCCUUUGGGGAGCCGCCCCACCGCCGCAGCUGCUCCGCACAGAUGAUGAAGAGGCUAAACGAAGACUACUACUUCUUUAGAGGAUUCGACGUGGAGGACAUCCGCACGCUCGUCCACGACUGGUACGACAAGAUGUACAUACAAAACGAAAAAUUUAUUUUCGAUUUGACGAUGAAAAAAAAUAGCAACCUUCUGCACGAGAGGAGCGACUACUUGCAUAUGGAUGACGGGGCCAGGCGGGAGAGAGAGCGCCUUCUCAUUAGGGUCUUGGAGCUUUUCCUGUACGCCUCCAUUUUGGUUAAGUCGGACGACGUCAGCAUAAAUUUGAUUGCCGUCGAUAUGGCGGUGUACUGGCGGAAAUACCUCUUCCUGAGUCGGCCCUUCCGCCUGGCGUGGCGCGGGGAAAGCGGGGAAGGCGGCAGAGAAAGCGGCGGUAGGGCAGACACGCGAGGCAACCGGGGGGGAGCCAAAACCCUGGCGGCACGGCAAAGGGGCGACUGGGCCGCCCCCCUCACCAGCGGAGGCAACAACGACUUCAUCAACGAGACGAAGCUGAAGGACCACUUGAAGGGGAAGAUGGAAAAGUGCAACAAAGUAUUCGGCGAGAAGGUGAAGAAGUACCGCGGGCUGAUGGCGCACUUCGGGUGCCCCUUCAACUUCUCCUCCGCCGGGGUGGUGUACGACCUUCUGCAGAACAGCAAGGUGGCCAACUUGGCCCCCCGCAGGCGCAGCUGA